Messenger RNA from Bactrocera oleae (olive fruit fly), 789 nucleotides. Lineage: Eukaryota; Metazoa; Arthropoda; Insecta; Diptera; Tephritidae. The record is from the annotation of a RefSeq genome assembly.
AUGUCAACACACUCAAAUCACCCAUUCCAUUUAGUAGAUUACAGCCCCUGACCUUUAACAGGAGCAAUUGGAGCUAUAACAUCCGUAUCAGGAUUAGUAAAAUGAUUCCAUCAAUAUGACAUUUCACUCUUUGUAUUAGGCAAUAUGAUUACCAUUUUAACAGUAUACCAAUGAUGACGAGAUGUCUCUCGAGAGGGAACCUUUCAAGGCCUACACACUCUACCCGUAACCUUAGGACUUCGAUGAGGAAUAAUCCUAUUCAUUUUAUCAGAAGUAUUGUUCUUUGUAUCUUUUUUCUGAGCUUUUUUUCAUAGAAGACUAUCUCCAGCUAUCGAAUUAGGGGCUAUAUGGCCUCCAGCAGGAAUUCAACCAUUUAAUCCAUUCCAAAUCCCUUUACUAAAUACAGCAAUCCUUUUAUCUUCAGGAGUCACAGUAACUUGAGCUCACCACAGACUAAUAGAAGGUAAUCAUUCACAAGCUACACAAGGAUUAUUUUUUACAGUACUAUUAGGAAUUUAUUUUACUAUUUUACAAGCGUACGAAUACAUUGAAGCCCCAUUUACUAUUGCAGACUCAGUUUAUGGGUCUACCUUUUUCAUAGCAACAGGAUUCCACGGAAUUCACGUAUUAAUCGGAACUUCAUUCCUACUUGUAUGCCUAAUCCGCCAUUUAAAUAAUCAUUUUUCAAAAACACACCAUUUUGGAUUCGAAGCAGCUGCAUGAUACUGACAUUUUGUUGAUAUUGUUUGACUAUUCCUAUAUAUCUCAAUUUACUGAUGAGGAGGCUAA